Messenger RNA from Striga asiatica, 2461 nucleotides. NCBI's taxonomy places the organism in Eukaryota, Viridiplantae, Streptophyta, Magnoliopsida, Lamiales, Orobanchaceae. The record is from the annotation of a GenBank genome assembly.
UUCAGUUUAGAACAGAAGAAAAGUCAGCUCAUUCCAAAAAAAAUAUUGAUAGAACAUUGAAUAGUCAUCGUAUUCACGUUCAAUCGUUCAUGGUUGAAUUGAAAAACAUAACGCCAGCGCCAAAAAACCGUUUGAAUAUUUCUCUUUUGGUGGCGUAUUUGUUUGUUUAUUUGCAGUUGGGGUCCUUCUUUGCUGUCUUUUCAAUGGAAACUUCUGACGCGUCGUUUUUCUCAUCUUCUCCUGACUUAUUUGGGAUUUCAUCGUUUCAAAGUUACUGGGUUUUUUCUUUUCUUCUUUGAUAUCAUCAUCUGUUGAAAAAUAUUUUCUUGCUCCCAAUUUUCUGAGUUUCUUGAAAAUCCAAACAUGCCCAGUAAUAGCUUCAAGGAUUGGGUCAAAACCCUCUCUGUGGUUUUUGCAUUUUGUGCUGUGCUCUGUUUUGGUGCCCUUAAAAGUAGGUUUGAUUGUUGGUCCGAUUGCUGCUUUGAUUCUGAUUUUAGGGAAUUUAGCGGUGAUUUUGGGGCUCUUUCCUGCACAUGUUGCAUGGACAGUCUAUACCCUUCUCAAAACAAAUAAGUUUGAUGCACCCCUUAAAGUUGCAAUCUUGUUUGGCUUGCCUGCUUUAUUUGGCCUUUGGUUAGCUCUUAGUAUCGCGGGUAGUUGUCUCGUGGGUCUUGGAUAUGGUUUUUUCACUCCUUGGGUUUCAUCUUUCGAAGCCUUCAGACUUGAGGAUGCAUUGGAGAAAUUCUGCCAUUGCAUUGUGGAUGGUACAUGGGGCACUAUUAAGGGUAGUUGUACCGUGGUUCGUGAUUUUGCCGACUUUUGCUAUCAUUCUUAUCCACUCUAUUUAAAAGAGCUGCGCGAAAACACUGCCUCUAAUGAGCUUCAACCUCUUAGAUUUAUUCACGUGCCCGCAUGCAUUAUUGUUGGCCUACUAGGCCUGAUUGUUGAGAUCCCACUUUACACGGCUAUUGCCAUUGUAAAAAGUCCAUACAUGUUGUUCAAAGGCUGGCAUAGGCUUCUGCACGAUCUGAUAAGCCGUGAGGGCCCAUUUUUGGAAACUGCCUGCAUUCCCAUUGCUGGUUUGACGAUCCUUAUGUGGCCGCUCAUCGUUAUUGGAAGCAUUUUGAUGGCUAUAUUUACGAGCUUUUUCAUCGGAUUAUAUGGAUCUAUAGUAGUAUAUCAGGUCACAAACAAAACCAUACUCUUUUUGUCCAUUGAGCCAUUUGCUUUAUUUCUUGUGACCAAUUCAUUUCUUAAAACUUGUUCAAAGAUAAAUACAAAUGGAUUCAAAAACAUUUCUCUGUCUAUACAUUUUACCUCAAUAUGCCCCGUCUUUAUUUCGAUGCAGGAAAGGUCCUUCAGGCGAGGUGUAGCCUAUGUGAUUGCAAUGGUUGCAGAAUUUGACGAGUACACAAACGAUUGGCUUUAUCUUCGUGAGGGCUCGAUCCUACCAAAGCCACGUUAUAGGAAAAGAAAACCGUCCAACUCGUCCGAACUUACUGUCCCUCGAAACCAAUCCAUACACGAGAGAUUAGGCUAUGCCGCUACAGAAAGUCCUGGAAUGAUUGUUCCUCGCCUAACUGCAUCGAGGUCCGUCAGAGAGGUUAUGAAGGAGGUGAAAAUGGUGCAGAUAUGGGGAAGCAUGAUGAAGGCAUGCGAAGUAAGGGGAAAAGAGCUGCUGGACAAGAACGUAAUUUCGCACGCCGACCUCUGUGAUUGGCUGAAAGCAAAGCACUCGAGUGGCCCUCACAUUAUCGAUGUGGGACUUCCUUGCUACUCUUUUCUGCACACGCUUCUCGAUUCAAUCAAAGUGGGGUCCACUGGCUUAGUCCUGCUGGACGGGACAGAGGUGAACCACUUGAACCGGCCUCAGGACAGGCUCAUGGACUGGUUCUUUAACCCGGUUUUGGUUCUAAAGGAACAGGUUAGGGCUCUACGGUUAGAGGAAGGUGAAAUUCGGAUGAUGGGGAUGAAUAGAAGCGUAUCAAAGUUUCCGACUCAUAGAAGGCGUUACCGGCAAGUCGUAAAGGACUUGAUAGCUUAUUCUAAGGGAAAAGAUUGUUCGUCGAGAUCCAUCAAUUAUUCGGCAACAAAAGAAGGAUCACAAAGAUCAGUGAAUUCUUCUUCAUCGGCUGCUAAAGAAGGCUCGACGAGAUCUGUAUCAGUGAAAUCGGUUGCCUCUGUGGAUAUUGUUUAAGUGCGAGGUUUAGUAAUUUUUUCAUUUUUUUCCCUUUUUGUUUUUUUUUUUUACUUUACAAUUUAGUCUUAGAAAAAGUGGUAGAGAUGAGACUUCCUCACAGUUCUUACAGUAAGCUUUGCAUUGGAAAUGUCUGAACCAGCUGUUGUAUUGUUCUGUACAUAUGUUAGGACUUGAGCAUGGAUUUGUAAACUUUCUAUCAUCAAAGUUGAGUAUACAAAUAUUUAAAUAUAUAAUAUGUUGAUAGGUUUUUGUAAACUUUCU